Messenger RNA from Notechis scutatus (mainland tiger snake), 4456 nucleotides. NCBI's taxonomy places the organism in Eukaryota, Metazoa, Chordata, Lepidosauria, Squamata, Elapidae. The record is from RefSeq and is a predicted model, not a curated record.
CACUAAAAAUUGUUGUAAGUCGAGGACUAUCUGAACUUUAUCAAAAGGAGGGAUUGUUUUCCAUGGCUGUUUUCCACCCUGAAUUGUCCUCCUCCAAGUGGAGAAUCUAUAAGUCAAUUAAGAUACUCAGCUUUGCCUCGGAAAACUGAUGCUACAAUGCAUUUUUCAGGGGCCACACACGUUUUUUGAGAAGCCACCAAUGGAGCUCGGAAAAGCUUGGAAGAAAACAAGCUUAGGCAGACCGCCGUGGCUUUGAGGGGUGGGGAAAGCGUAUCUCCCCCGCCCCGCACAGGCUUCUCCUGCUCGUUCGGGGUUUACCUGCAGCUUCCGCUCCCUUCCAAGGUUCCUCUCACCCUGCUAGAGGGGGAAGCGCAGAGGCGUCCAGCGAUAGCUAACUAGGAAGUAGUAGGGGAAGCGGCAGGGUCCGAAAGGGAAACGGCGGGCCGACCACAGGUGCCAAAGCCCUCCAGCUCGCCGCGGCUUGGCCGACCCAAUGGCUUCUCCCGCCAUCGCUCUGCCCGAAGCAGAUCAAGCAAUUAAAGAACCAGUAGAAGACACUGACCCUAGCACUUUAUCCUCAGAAAAUAUAGAAAAGUAUCCUGUCCAAGAUACAGAAUUACCCAAAGAUGAAGAAUAUCAAACAGAAAAAGUGACUUUGGAAAUUUCAUCCAUUAACAUUACAAGCUUAACAUCAGAUUCUGGCUUGUUACACCAGCCAGAAGAAGAUGAUGACACUCAAAGUUGUGCUGGUGAUUCACCUACAGCUUUGAAGAAGUCAUGUACAGAAAAUGGCUCUUGCUCUCUGUGUACAUCUCACCAGCCAACCAUCGGUGAUCUACUAAAUGAUGAGGACUUGCUGUAUAUGAUGAGAAUCAAAUUGGAUCCAUCGCACCCGACAGUGAAAAACUGGAGAAACUUUGCAAGCAAAUGGGGAAUGACUUAUGAUGAGUUGUGUUUUCUGGAACAGAAACAACAGAGUCCCACCUUGGAAUUUUUGUUACGGAACAGUGACAGAACUGUGGAGCAGCUGAUUGAGCUUUGUAAAUUAUAUCAAAGAGUUGAUAUUGAAAAAAUACUGCAGAAAUGGGUGGAGAAGGAAUGGCCAAAAAGAGGCCAUGGGGCCUAUCAGAAAAACAUUUAAAGGAGAAAAAAAUGACAAUGUGGAAAACCAAGAAUGGGGCUUGGUUGACUUUACUUCUGGUGUGCAUAGGUCUUUUCUUUUCCUAGGGAGAGGACAGCAUACUUAUUUUUACAGCAUAAAUUGUACUUACCAUUUGUAGUGAUAGGGAUGACCUUUAAUUAUGAAUCAAGUCAAUGUCUUUUACAGAUGUCAAAGUCUACAGUACUCAGAUUUUUGAAGCAAUAAGAGAACAAUGAAAAUUAUCAGCAUGCUAUAUAGGAUAGCUGCAUAAUAAUUUACUUCUGUUUAGCAGUCUUUGUCCUGUAUUUCUCUCUGACUGGAAAUUGUAUAGAAAUUAAACAUAGGAAGGAAAAUGGAGGUCCUCUUCAAGGAAUAAUCCAUGCCUGUACCUGUCCAUUUGGUCUUGUUCUACCCUUUUCCAGGUUGCCUUUGUUAAUGAACAAACCAGUAGAAGAUACUGCAAAUCAGAACUAGGAUAGUCUCAUAUGACAUCAUCUGAAAGGGAGAACUUUAUACCCAAAGAUAUAUAUGAACAGUACAGAAAUAAGCCAUGUUUUUAAUCAUACACUGUAAAAAUAUAGCAUCAGAUGUUGGCAUUGUUGGGCAUCUUUCAGGAAGGCUAAUUCUAGAUAUUUUGGCACCCUAACCAAAGUCAUAUUGUGGCAUCACCUAUGAUUAUAUUUCUCUCUUGAAUAGCCAUGCUGAUGCACAGAAUGCGCUUUUCUGGAUAUAACUUUGAUAAGUUGAUAGUCAUUGUUCAGUACCUUCCUAUCAGACUUUUCCCUUGCUUUGGUAAUAUUAUUAGUUUCCUGAGGUCUGUAGCUGUAAUAAUUAUUUCUUUUUUGAAACUUGCAAUGCCUGAUUGGUGUGAUGUUCACUACCACUCAACCGACUUUGUGCAUAAGUAUUGUUGAAAUGUAUAGAAAGAAAUGGUUGUAAUACAAUGAGGAAAGAUGCAUUUUAUACUCUAUUGUGCAUAUAAAUCUUUUCAAUUCUGGUAUGCCCUAAAAUUUGGCACCCUAGGCAACAGCCAAACCAGGCAAUUGCCAAACUUCUCUGGCUUGUUGCCACUUUCCUGCCAUCUCUGAGUGAUAAAGUGAAGAAUAUACACAAACACACCCUUCCCAAUGCAGACCGAAACCAAAGGGACAAGUAUAUAGAUGGGAGCAACAGUAAUUUUUAAAAAUGGCGAAGCUAGAUGGGGAGGAAAAACUUCUUGAAGGCAUCUUUUCAAAGUUGACAAAAUCUGGAGCUGACAAGGAAUACCUAAUCCAUUUGUAUAUAUGAAUGCAGCUUCAGUGCCCCUAUCAUAAUUUUAAAGCCGGAAUAAAAAUAGAACAUAGAUCAGAUAAGUGGCAGAUCAGCAAGUGUUUUUGGCUCCCAGUUUCAUUCUUCCUCAGUCCAUUGUGUUCCAGAUGUGUUGGACUGUAGUGCUCAUCUGCAAAGAUGUUGGUCAUUAUAGCCCGACUUACCUGGAGGAUGGCAGGUCAGGGAAGUUUAUCAUAGCAGUAACAAGGUUUCCCUUUUUCUAAACUAGGCUAAAUGGUAACUAAAAUGUAAACUUGUAUUUGUGGAUCCUUGCAGGAGAUGGUGCUUCAGUCAAAGAACAUGUAUUUGGCAACAAUUCCUUUGUACCAAAUUGAUCUUAAAGCUCAAAUUUAAGAAAAUAUAAAAUAAAACCUCACAACUCUGAAACAUAUCUGUAACUUCAUUUCAAAUCCUUAUUUAAUCUGUUACACAAUUAAUUGUCAGCUUAAUUUCAGUAUCAAGAUCUCUGACCAAGAAGUAUAUUCCCUUGAUUUAAGACUGCAUUUUAAAAUUAUCUAUCAUGUUAGGGAUUAUUCAAAUCUUUUUUCUUCUGAUGUUUGCAACAAUCUGUGUUUCAAGUCAUUUAACAAUAAUAAUAAUCAUACUAAUUAAGUGUAUUUGUGCCGUAUUAAGCAUCACAUUUUAAGAUAAAUAGUAUUCUGACCAGUGUGUACUUAAAUCAUAGAAUUAUCAAGAUUCAAUCCUUGAUGGGUGCUUUUUUUCAGAGUAUGCAGAAUCUCUAUCUGCCUUUGAAUUGAAGUGGUUAGAUCUCAAAUGUGGAUAAUAUAUUAAAAUAUUUUAAGAGUGAUUACGUUAAUUGGAAUUGCUCAUUCCCUCUAGCAAUUAGAAAAUAUGUUCAAACAUGUUUUCAGAGACAGUUUGAGAACUAGUGCUACUCCAAGGUAUCACAAAGCACUUAUCUUCUCUACAAUAUUAUAAUGAAAUAUUAUGAAUCAUCUAUUAAUAAUUUUAGGGAUACUUUUGAAAUAUUAUCAGAAAUUAAUCUUUAAAUGAAUUGGAGUCACUUAGCAUAGUGAACACAUUAGUUUCUAUAGCACACAACAAUGCAUGCAGAAAGCCAGCUCAGUGUUAAACUCAGACAUUGUUUGAUCUCAUUACAAAUAACCAUAAAAUGCAAAUAAAACACUGUAUGCUGGAAUGUAGAAGAGUUGCUCACAUGCUUUAGAAUAUAACUUAUAAGAAAAUGUGAGUUCAAGACCUUCAUUGUAAGGAAUUCAGUCCUAAAACCUAAAUUCUUAAAUGUACUUUCCAACAAGCUUCUAUCUCAAGUGUGAAAAGACCUGAGUUUUCAGUUGAAAUAUUUUCAGAUAUGAUACACUCUGGAAAAUGUCACUGAAAAUUGGAGUAAAAAUGCUCCUAUCAGGAAGAAUAUUUAUGGGGAAUUGAGCUUUUAGGCUAUUCUACUAAAUCCAAGCAUACUUAAUUGCAACACAUGUUUUUAUAGUUGUAGCUCUUUAAAGUUAUGCUUGAAAAUUAAGCCAUUUCUAUUAUUGCAUUACUUUCUAUUACUACUAUAGUAGUACGCUGAAUUUUAAAACUUCUAAUUUUGUUAAUAUAUUCCUUUUUUGUAAUGGAUCUGAGUUCAAAGCAUUUUUGUGUAUGUAUUGGUAUCAUCAAUCUGUUAUGUUUGUUAAAUGUUUUUGAUAUACAGUUUUAGAAGAAAAUUGUUUUUUCACCCUGUUUUUGUUUUUAUUAAGAGAGUUACUGUUACUUUUCUAAACUACUUUGUUGUAACUAUUUAAGAUAUGCAUUUCAGUCAUUAAAAGACUAUCGUCAGAAGAUGCUCAACCGUAGAAUUUGGACUCUGUUUAGGCUAUAGUGAGGCUUAUUAAAAUGAAGAUCUGAAUGCAGAGUUUUACCCUCUCACUGAGAAUCAAAGUCUUUUGCUCCUUGUAUAGUAAUUAUAAACAAAAGAACUCUUUGGUUUGGAAUAGCUAUCUAUAGACUUUGGUCUCUUCUUAGCAUAAUGUAUAUGUUGCCAUACCU